GAUACUUUUUUUGCCACGCACUCGUUUUGCUGGACAAGACUUCAAGAGGCUGCGCGACGAGCAAGAUUGUGAAUGCGGAUACACGGGAGUCUUUUCCUCGGAUCCACACAUUUCGCAGAGCCGCAAUGCUUCGCUGCCUGGUCGACCUGGCCGUGUGGCUGCUGCUGCUGAUGCUUUUGGCUCUGGUGUCCGUCAGUCGAGGUCAAGAUGAUGUGCGCAGUUAUCCAUUCGAUAGUCCAAACAGCAUGGGAGUAAGCAGCGGUGCUGGCGACGACGCCGACACCGGUCGGUCUACAACUACCGGUAAGAAUGCAGCCGACAUGGCCUACACAACGACGAGCGGCAAGGCAAUAAAGGUGUUCGAUGCCGUCGCCGACGCCAAUCGCUUGGAGCUGUUUCGCAUGGCUGCCGAGCCGCAGAUAUCGGAAUCGUGGCAAUUUCUACAUGAAGAUCGACAGGCAGGUGGUGAGGUGCAACAGGGAAAGGCGUCCGGGAAUAUGCCCUGGUCGUCACGAGUGGAUGCCAGCUGGUUUGCCAAGACUGUUAUUGGCAGGUCACUGACCGGCCUGGUAUCUGGCAAUUGGCAGCGACCGCUCCUGCCGUACGACAUCCGUAUGCUAGCGCUGCGUCGCGGUGACGACACGUUAGUGAACGACGGUGUGUCGAACGAGCUGGGUGAAGUGUGGAGUGUGCUGCAUGCCACGUACGGCAAGUGGAAGGCGGACUACUACGGCGAGUCCAUAUUCUACGAUGAGAACGAGGAGAUUGUGGCAGCGUGUCAGCCGAAGUUCCGUCGCCUGGUGGCGUGGGACGCCUCGAUACCCUACCUGCUCCGUCCGCCGUCGAUGACCUAUGCCACCGCGCAGUAUCUGGUCUUGAUCCGCUGGACAACCAACGCGUCUCUCGUCGAAGAAGCGGAACGAGAGCGCGCAGCUUAUCAGGAGGAGACGCGCAACGGUCGAGAGAGCGGCCUCUUGACGAGCGGCGAUCGUAGCGUGCCGGACAGCCUGGACGUACGGCAGUACGAAACGCAGCACGUCGUGACGCGCACCACCAGCAAGAACGUGUUUGUGUUCGACGACCUGCUGAACCAGAGCGAUGUCGACGCGCUGCGUGUGUACGCGAAGCGCUACGGCGGGUUUGCGUUCAAUGAUUACAGCGUCGGCGACGAAGGCAGCGACAACGUGCAGUGGAUCGGAAGCUUUGACAUCGGCAAGUUCAUCCAGAGCAAGUACUGGAAGAUAAUACAGAGGGUGGUGGAGUACACGAGCGGUGGCAUUGACACCUGGUAUCCGUACGAUAUCGCCUGCAACGUCGUGCGCAGUACUGAUCACACUCGUAUCCAUAGCGAUGUGCGCAACAAUCGCGACGACGAGUGGACACUGCUAAUCUACCUUAGUCCGGAGUGGAACAUGACGUCUUACGGUGAGACGGCCUGGUUCACUGGGCACGAGGGCGACGACAUGACGAACGACGUGGACAUCGAGACCGAGGUGCAGCCACUGUACGGACGAGUGGCCAUAUUUGAAGGCCAGAUCCCGCACGCCGCCCGGCCACCCAGCUCAACGUACCGCGGUCCACGGUACUCGUUUGCCGUCAAGAUGGCCGCCACCCAGUGGCUUUCGUCUCGCAACCGCAUGUUUGAAAGCUUCCACGAGAAAAUGGACCUGCUGUCGUCGUUCGCUACAAUGGUCAAGAACUACAAGCAAGUCAUGAAACUGGACGCGGACGACAGCUUCAAUGGCAGGUUUGCGAAGAAAUACUGGAAAGCCUACAUGGCAGGUGAUGAUGGUUACCGAAACGAGCUCCUGGAACAAGCAUUUCAAACUACCCGCGGCAAUGGCGAAAAGUUGAACUCUUUGCUGAACUACCUAGUCGGCUUAUUCUAUUCCAGACUCAGGCAGUUCAUCGACGAAAUCAAGCAAACCGUAUAGUAAGGCAGGAAAUCGAAAGCGUCCUUUGCGGUUGUUAUCAGGCACGGAGCACGGUGGCCAUCCUGUGCCUCUCGAGUGUGUGCUGUCCAACAUGGAUUUGUGUGCGCCGCCCGUGCCAAUACGUACUGUACAACCUCCAGGCUUCAAGUCCCGGCCUUGCGUUCAACUUGUGUGGUGUCAGCCGCGGUGCCCCUGAGCGCCGGAAUGGUGCUCAGUUUUGGUUCCUGCUGCAUGACUGACUGUAGUCUCCUUGCAGAUCGCUUUGCAACGGUUCAUAGCUCUCAUGCCCAUCCCCGUCCUACCCACUUUGUCACAUGACUAUAGUAUUCUAUCAUAGAUAGAAAGUUCUAUUUGGCCGAAAGUUUUGAUCCUAAUAUUUUUAUGUUGAGCAACCGUGACCUUAUUCAGGCUAUCUAUAUUUUUUUGGAAAAGAUCAAAAUUUCUCUAUACAUGUAUCUGGCACUAGCUGGUACCGGUUUCAAAGCAGCUGAAUGCCAUUAUGCUGCAAGUGUGUGACCAUUGUACUGUUCUGGAUAUCUGCUUCCAUUUUGAGCUUAUAAAUCUGACGAUUUUAUCAAAGUAUCGUGAUGCCGGGCAAAAAUAUAGUAUUUUUGUUAUUGAAGCCGGUGACGUCCUCCCUUCUUAUCAUGCGGUGGUUUGUUGAUGCUUGCAGACACUAUUUUAGUAUGCUGCUCGUGGUGCUGGGCUGCGAUGUGCUCCAAGGCAUAGUUUAUCAUGGUGAGGUGGUAUGUUCCUGGA
Molecule: messenger RNA, 2693 nt
Organism: Sycon ciliatum
Lineage: Eukaryota; Metazoa; Porifera; Calcarea; Leucosolenida; Sycettidae
Exons: 1
Coding region: 126-1934 (602 amino acids)
Source: RefSeq, a predicted model, not a curated record